This is a messenger RNA of Octopus sinensis (East Asian common octopus), 4008 nucleotides long. Its product is annotated as protein transport protein Sec61 subunit alpha-like 1. The coding region runs from base 155 to 1582 and encodes 475 amino acids. Gene Ontology annotation, molecular function: transmembrane protein transporter activity; signal sequence receptor activity; ribosome binding. The transcript is spliced from 12 exons. The record is from RefSeq and is a predicted model, not a curated record. Lineage: Eukaryota; Metazoa; Mollusca; Cephalopoda; Octopoda; Octopodidae. Gene Ontology annotation, biological process: post-translational protein targeting to membrane, translocation; SRP-dependent cotranslational protein targeting to membrane, translocation. Gene Ontology annotation, cellular component: membrane; Sec61 translocon complex.
GCGAAGCUGGUAGCGUAUGACGUAUGUAAGAUCUUUCAUGCUCUCCUGAUACCGUGGUCGGAUUUAACGAUUCAGUUUCUCGUUUGAGUUCUAUUAGGGUUUGGUUAUUUCCAACUAUUUCAUAUGGUCUUUUAACGGGAACACUUGUUAAACCAUGGCUAUUAAGUUUCUCGAAUUUGUGAAGCCUUUCUGUGCUGUUUUACCUGAAAUCUCGAAACCAGACCGAAAAAUCCAGUUUCGAGAGAAAGUGUUAUGGACCGCCAUCACCCUAUUCAUCUUCCUUGUGUGUUGUCAGAUUCCUCUUUUUGGAAUCAUGUCUUCAGAUUCUGCAGAUCCAUUUUACUGGAUUCGAGUGAUCCUUGCUUCCAACAGAGGAACAUUAAUGGAACUUGGUAUCUCUCCCAUUGUGACUUCUGGCCUCAUAAUGCAACUUUUAGCUGGAGCUAAAAUCAUUGAAGUUGGUGAUACCCCCAAAGACAGAGCCUUGUUUAAUGGUGCUCAAAAAUUGUUUGGUAUGAUAAUCACCAUUGGUCAAGCUAUUGUUUAUGUAAUGACUGGCAUGUAUGGUGACCCUGCUGAAAUUGGACCUGGUGUCUGUUUACUCAUUAUCAUUCAAUUAUUUGUUGCUGGUCUCAUUGUACUACUUCUUGAUGAGUUAUUGCAAAAAGGCUAUGGUUUAGGAUCUGGUAUUUCCUUGUUUAUAGCUACCAACAUUUGUGAGACAAUUGUUUGGAAAGCUUUCAGUCCUGCUACAGUCAAUACUGGGAGAGGAACUGAAUUUGAGGGUGCUAUCAUAGCUUUGUUCCACCUUUUGGCUACACGGCAUGAUAAAGUUCGGGCUUUGCGAGAAGCUUUCUACAGACAGAACCUGCCAAAUUUAUUAAAUCUUAUGGCCACUAUUUUUGUAUUUGCCAUUGUCAUCUAUUUCCAAGGAUUCAGAGUCGAUUUACCCAUCAAGUCAGCCCGUUACAGAGGACAGUAUAGCUCAUACCCCAUCAAGUUGUUUUACACAUCAAAUAUUCCUAUUAUUCUUCAAAGUGCUUUAGUAUCUAAUUUGUACUUUAUUUCUCAGAUGUUGGCUAAUAAAUUUCACGGCAAUAUCUUUGUAAAUCUUCUAGGAAUUUGGUCUACUGAAGGAGGUGGCCCUGCUCGUUCAUAUCCAACUGGUGGGUUGUGUUACUACCUAUCUCCUCCGGAUACUUUAACGCAUGUUGUUGAAGAUCCCAUACAUGCGUGUGUCUAUAUUUUCUUCAUGUUGGGAUCGUGUGCGUUCUUCUCAAAAACAUGGAUUGAAGUCUCAGGUUCCAGUGCUAAAGAUGUUGCUAAACAGCUUAAAGAACAGCAGAUGGUAAUGAGAGGUCAUCGAGAGAAGUCCAUGAUCCAUGAAUUGAACCGUUAUAUCCCCACAGCAGCCGCCUUUGGUGGACUUUGUAUAGGAGCCUUAUCUGUUUUGGCUGAUUUCUUAGGUGCCAUUGGCAGUGGAACUGGUAUUUUAUUGGCCGUUACAAUCAUCUAUCAAUAUUUUGAAAUCUUCGUCAAGGAACAGAGUGAAAUGGGUGGAAUGAGCACACUUCUAUUUUAAGUUUAUUUCCAAUUUGAGUGACAGAAGAAAUGAAAGCUUACAACUUUAUUCUGUUUAUUUUGUCUUCACACACAAACACAUUCAUACUUUGGAAACUAUUAUUGUCAGCUUGUGGGCACAGUUUAGACAUGGCCAUUUGCUUAUCCAAGUUGUUAGCUGACUGGCUAAUAAUUACAUUCUCACCUGUGCUUUAUUAAGCUUUUUGUUUUGAAGUAGGUGAGUAUGCUGAGCCUUGCCAGUUGCUACAGCUUGACUUCUGUGUAUGUGUGUGCAUGUGUGCACACCCAUCUUUGGAUGACGCUCACUCCUGAAUCUUCUGCAACAUUUACCUCCCAAAUGUCAUAUCAAAACUCUGGCCAUUUCUAGGUUUUACUAGCCUACUUUCUUCACGAUCCUAAUAACAUAAGGAUAGGGGCAAAAUACAUAAACAUGUUGGAAACCCUGCAAACUAACCAAACCACUUCUAAAACUUCAGUCUUGUACAUUCUUCAAUGUCUUUGACCAUACAUAUAUCAGGAGUUGCCUAAUAGAACUAAAUGGUAAACAAGAAACUAGGAAAAAAAUUUUUAUUUAAAAAAAUAAUAAUCAAAAUAAAUAAGAAAAUCCUGAAAGACUUUAGUUAAAAAAAAAAAAAACAGGAAAGACAAAAAAAUCUGAAACUGUUCUUUUGUUUUGUUUCCAUACUGAGGUUUGUUUCUUGAAUUGUAUUUGAGACAAGUUAUAUUUUUGUUUUAAAUUUUGUUAAUAUUUAGUAUUUCAAGGAUCAACCUAAUCAAGCCAAAUAAGCUUGCAAGUAUUCUCUAGAAAUCAUUGUUUGUCAAGUAGUUUAAUGCAGCCUGGAAAGUUUAGCCAAGAUCUUUUAGCUUAUCUCAGCAAAUAAUCAUUGAGGACAAUGUGUGCAAUAUCAACACACUACUUCCACUCACUCUAGACCUGGUUGGUCAUGUAAAUAUACAACUUACUCAACUAACCAAAUUAACUGAAAAGCUUUAAGAAUAUUCUAAUAUAUUAUCUUCCUACAUCUCAUUUCUGGUUCUAAUGAAUAUAUCUGCUGAGUGUAUUUCCCCUUACAAAAAUUAUUUUUAGUUUAACAUUCCACUCCAACACUACACAUAAAUGGUCCAAGUUGACUCCUAACAACUCUUCUUUGGAAUGGGUAUUGGAUAUUAACUGGAUUGUAAACAUUGCAAAAAAUCAAUGAAUUUUACUUUUAUUUUCACAGAUGUAUCAUAGCACCAGAAAAGGAGUAAAGUAUUGUCUAGAGUUUUAAGUCUUUUACCAAAUUUGCAUGUUUCAUUCAUAUUAUUUCCUAGAACUUUGACAGCCAAUAAUUGGUUUAUUACAUGUUCAUUAAGAAUUUCUUUAAUGACAUAAAAACGGUUAGGUUAGAAUCAUCCCACAUAAUUUUAACAGUACACUUAAGACCAUUGAAUAAGUGUACUCGUCUUAAAUUAAUUUCACCAGAUUCUUUCCUUACAUUUUUCUCUCUAAAACUCCAUUUGAAGUAAAUUCUGUAACUCACUGUUCACAAGCUGCUAUUAACAAACAACAAUGUAUGCCUUUUUCAAAUACAAUUGCCUCUACAUUGAAUCUUCUUAUAUAAACCCUACUCUCUGUUUGUUGCUGUUCGCAGAUAUUACAUUUUGAUAAAAAAAAAUAUCCUUCAAUAUGAUAUGGUGCUCUAUUUGUCUUCUUCAAGAUGUUCAGAGUCCUGUCUCUCCCAACUGCUCUCUGUAAGUGUUGCUGAUGAACUGGUAAAUAAAUAUAAAAUAAAUAUGAAAGAUGUGUUUGGGGAACAAGUUUCCUGUGUGGUCAAAAGUUGGUUUCUCUUUAUUUUAUUUUUUACAGAUGACCCCUAAACAGCUCCCUGGUUCUUUUCAUAAUUUAAGAUAUCUAUUUUUUGCCAAAUAAUGACAAGAUUGAGCUGCUGAACACAACUGAAAAUAUUGUCUUCUCAGACUUUGCUGCAUUCAUUGAUUUGUUUUAUUGAGUCAAAGUGCAUUACUUUGCUUAGUUCACAUUGAGUAAAUUGAUAGUAAAUUUGAUGGCCGUGUGGUUAUUUUCUGUUGGAAAACAUGUUGAGGAGUGGAAUGUAUUUACUUAUGGUGAUUUCUGUAUUAUUACUAGUUAUUCUAUAUUAUUACUGAAAACUGGGACUUUCUGUUAUACAUAGAUUACCUUGCUUGGAAACAGGUGAGGGUUGAUGACAGAAAAGCAUCUUGCUAGAAAUCUACCUCAAUGAAUUUCGUCUAAACCAUGCAAGCAUGGAAUAAGUGGAUGUUAACGAUUAUAUAUAGUGUGGUUACAAACAAUUCUCUCUAGGUUUACUUUUAACUCUAUUCAGCUUUGUAGAAGUGAAAGUUUUUAUGUGUGAAUGAGACAUCUUUACUGCCUGAAACUUGAUUUAAUAAAUUUGAAAUUUAAUA